Molecule: messenger RNA, 1745 nt
Organism: Phaedon cochleariae (mustard beetle)
Lineage: Eukaryota; Metazoa; Arthropoda; Insecta; Coleoptera; Chrysomelidae
Source: the annotation of a GenBank genome assembly
AUGGGAACCAGAAUGAUGAAUCCAGAUGAUAUCGAUAAUAAAAAAUACAAAUUUGUACCACCAGAAGGAGGGUGGGGGUAUCUCAUCACGGCAUCAGUUGUACUAACACAUAUAACAACAAUUGUUCCUACUUAUGGAUUUGGAUUAAUAUUUGGCGAAUUUUUGACUGCUACUGGCGAUGAAACUAAUGGCACCACAUUGACAAGUGCAGCAUUUUUGAGUGUAUCAUCUUUUACUGGUUUGGUUUCCAGUUAUUUGUUACGAAAGUAUACCUAUAGAAAAGUAGCUUUCGCUGGGUCAAUUAUAUAUUCGAUAGGAGCUAUUGGAACGAUUUUCAUCCAAGAUUUGACUCAAUUAAUCAUAACCUAUGGUGUUUUACAAGGUUUCGGAUUUGGGCUCAUAAUGCCGUCAGUCUUCUCAGCCCUGAACGUUUACUUCGAGACGAAGCUGAAUCUCAUGAUGGGCAUAGCUCAAACUUCUAUAACGAUCACCACUAUGCUAUGUGCUCCUACCGUAGCCUAUCUGGUGGAAACAUUUGGUUUCAGGAAAACUCUGGUCGGGUUAGCUUUAUACUCGCUGCUGAACAUUCCCGCUGUUGCAGCAUUGCAGCCAGUUGAAUGGCACAUGAAGCGGUUUCCUGUUGGGAUCCAAGAUGAAGCAGAUAAUGCAGAUUUUAAGAGAGAAUUGUCACAGGUUGUUCUGCAAAGGCAACAGAUGGAGAAUUUAUUGGAAAUCAGUAAAGGGCAGGAAACUCAUGAAGAAACUGAUGUUGAUAUUGAAGAACCUGAUGUUGAAAUUAACGAAACCGAGAGAAGAGAAAAAUCUAACAACUUCGACUUGAGCCUCCUCAAAGACGCUAAGUACCUCAACAUGGUUGUGGGAAUAUCACUGGCUUUCAACUCAGACGUGAACUUCAUCGCCAUUCUUCGAAUGGUUCUUCACAACUUGCACUUCGAAGUACCGGCCAUAGCAUUGGCGAUGACAGUGCAUUUCUGCUCGGACCUCGUUUCCAGGAUAUGUUUCUCGGUUAUCAGCGCACUGGUAUCCUUCAGGAGCAGAUACGUGUUCUUGGCUGGGUCCUUUUUAUCGGCCUUGUUUAGGAUAGCAUUCACUCUACGUGAUGAUCUGCAAUGGAAGCUGAUAAUACUUGGGAUACUAGGAUUCUUAAGAUGUUUGAUCCAAACCACAUUUCCGUUGGUGAUAUCUGAAAAAUACAAAGAAAAUUUUUCAACGGCGUUUUCACUAUACAUGGUUGUUUGCGGUGUCAUCAGUUUGAUAUUUGGGCCAUUGCUGAGUUACGUGAAAGCUGUUACCCAGAACGACGUGAUGAUCAUUCAUGUAUUGACAGCUGCUUGCUUGGUUUGCAGUUUCACUUGGACAGUUGAACUUGUGAUUACAAGGUUCUCUCGAAAAAAAUAAUGUUCUCCAAUGGACUUCACUUCCCUUUUAAUAAAUACAAAUGAAAUGUUCCACAUUCGUAUUAUCAUAACAGAAACCCUCUUUCGCCUAUUUUUUGUUGAUGGUCAUGAAUCAUAAUAGCAGAAUAUAAAGGAUGGGAGAAUAGGAUAGCAUAAAACUCAAUUUAGGAAAAAAAGCAAGAACGCAGAUAAAAAUAAUGGCGCUACAAGAUAUUCAGAAACGGCUUUCCCGAAUUUCAUUAGUCAUAUCGGACUUCUACAUCUUUCUCGAAAUGUUUUCGAGAAUUCAUCUCUGAUUGUUAUACAGGAUGAAACGUUCGAUUUGGA